AUCAGAGCAAAGCCUUUGAGAAGUUCUUCGGCCAUUUGAGACGCAAAUAUGAAGAAGAGCAUCCUCAAAAGUGAAGCCCUUACAAAGUACAUUUUGGAAACUAAUGUCUACCCCAGAGAGCACCCCCAACUCAAGGAACUCAGAGAGGCCACCCUUAACAAGUACACUGAUUGGAGGAGAAUAAUGGGCGUGCCUGCUGAUGAAGGACAACUUAUUUCGAUGCUUCUAAAGAUCAUGAAUGCCAAGAAGACAUUGGAGAUUGGUGUUUUUACUGGUUAUUCUCUCCUCGCUACGGCUCUUGCUCUUCCUGAUGAUGGCAAGGUAAUAGCAAUUGAUCCAGACAGAGAAGCUUAUGAGGUAGGAUUGCCGUUUAUCAGGAAGGCCGGUGUGGAGAAUAAGAUCCACUACAUUCAGUCUGGUGGCAUGAUCAUAUUGAACAACCUCCUCUCGAAUGAGAGACAAGAAGGGGAAUUUGACUUCGCGUUUGUGGACGCUGACAAGGAGAACUACAUCAAUUACCAUGAGCUUCUGUUGAAGUUGGUUAAGGUUGGCGGUAUCAUAGCAUACGACAACACUUUGUGGUUUGGCAGUGUUGCCCCUUCUGAGCAUGAAGAAGCGGAGGACACAUACAGGGAUGCUCUGAGAAAGUUGAACAGCUUCCUUGCUUCUGAUUCCCGUAUCGAUCCUUCGCUCGUCUCCAUUGGCGAUGGUCUCACCCUCUGCAGGCGCCUCCGUUAGCCAAAUAAUCACGAAAAAACUCGCAACAGAAUAAACUCUCUUCGUAUUAUUGUAUCUGUGUGGCCUUUUCUCUUCUUUUUUUGGUUGGUAAAGGUGGCCUUUUCUUUAGAUCUUGCCAAAAU
Messenger RNA from Rhododendron vialii, 860 nucleotides. RefSeq names its product flavonoid 3',5'-methyltransferase-like. The record is from RefSeq and is a predicted model, not a curated record. Bases 49 to 738 code for a protein of 229 amino acids. Gene Ontology annotation, molecular function: O-methyltransferase activity; S-adenosylmethionine-dependent methyltransferase activity. The transcript is spliced from 5 exons. NCBI's taxonomy places the organism in Eukaryota, Viridiplantae, Streptophyta, Magnoliopsida, Ericales, Ericaceae.